Molecule: messenger RNA, 5231 nt
Organism: Acipenser ruthenus (sterlet)
Lineage: Eukaryota; Metazoa; Chordata; Actinopteri; Acipenseriformes; Acipenseridae
Product: pre-mRNA-splicing factor ATP-dependent RNA helicase DHX16-like
Exons: 21
Coding region: 250-3429 (1059 amino acids)
Cellular component (GO): catalytic step 2 spliceosome; intracellular anatomical structure
Molecular function (GO): RNA binding; ATP binding
Source: RefSeq, a predicted model, not a curated record
GCGUUCUCUCUCGUGCUAGUGUUUCCGGUUCCGGUGUCUUGCGUGUUGCUUGCUUGUGGUUCAAACCCGUAUGGAAGUAGCGAAGUUGACUAUAACAUUAUCUUUAACAGUAUUGCGAGCUUGGUAUAAUGACGGUAAACCUACUGUGAUGGUGACGCGGGGUUAGGAUACGUAUCUGAGCUGAAAUACUGAAGAUCGAGAGGAGAAACAGAGAGGAACAAGUUUGCCUGUCUGGUUCCUCUGUCAGUCAUGGCGGGGUUGGAGCAGUGGGUGAGCGACCAGCUGCACGAGAUCCUGGGCCUCAGUGAUAAGUACGUGUCCCAGUUCCUGAUCGGGACGGCCCGCCGCAGCAGCAGCGGAGCCGACUUCAUCCAGAGGCUCAGAGACACGGGAACGAUCGACAUCGAUCACAGGAUCACCGCCUUCGCUGAACUCCUCUACAGCAAGAUCCCGAAGAAGCAGGCAGUUGAGAAACCAGCCCGAGCGGUGGAGAGACACGCAGUGGAGAUGGAACGCAAGAACAGAACCUACACCUUGCUGGAGGAGAGUGAGAGCGAGGGAGAGAGCCAGGGAGGGCAGGAGGAGAAGAAGAGGAAGAAGAAGGAGGAAGGGAGGGAGAGAAAGAGGAAGCAUCUGCGGCAGAAACGGGCAGCCUCAUCAUCGUCGUCGGAGAGUGGGAGCGAGGAGAAGAGUGGGAGGCUGGCUGCCCAGGCUCAGCUGGGAGGCAAGCGGGAUGGAGAGGAGGAGGAGGAGGAGGAGUGGGAGAAAGAGGAGAGGGAGCGGCUUCAAGACCUGGAGGAGAGGGAUGCCUUUUCAGAGAGAGUGAAGAAGAGAGACAAGGAGAAGACCAGGCAUGUGCUGGAGAGAUCUGAUAAGAAGGGCUAUGAAGAAGCUCAGAAGAGGCUCAAGAUGGCAGAAGAAGGCCAGAGAGAGAUGCUCCCGGAGUUGCGUAAGAAGUCGCGGCGGGAUUACCUGGCGAAGCGCGAGGCGGAGAAACUGGAAGACCUGGAGGCGGAGAUAGUGGAUGAGGAGUACCUCUUCUCCAAUCAGGAGCUGUCUGCACACGAGAGGGAGGCUCUUAAAUACAAGAAGACUGUCAGAGACCUGGCCAAGGAGUACAAGAAAGCAGGGCAGCAGGAGAAACUGGAGAAGAGCAACCGAUACUACAUGCCUGAGGAGACCAGGAGCAAGACGGUCCCGGAGCGCUAUGUGGAGCCCGAAUCGGAGGGGGGUACGGGCUGGGCCCCGCGGGACGAGCAGAGGCGCUGGGAGGAGGAGCAGCUGGGGGCCGCCGCGCUGAGAUUCGGGGCGCGGGACGCUCAGGAGAGGGGGAAGAAAGAGAGGGAGAGAUACCAGCUGGUGAUGGAGGACGAGGAGAUGAUAGACUUUGUCAGCAUGGUGACCAUGAAGGGAACAGGAGAGAAGGAUGAGAAGGGGGACUCUGCGCUCUCAGAGGCUCAGAAGCAGAGGCUGUCGAUCCAGGAGGUGCGGCGCAGCCUCCCAGUGUUCCCAUUCAGACAGGACCUGCUGGCAGCCAUCGAAGAGCACCAGGUCCUCAUCAUCGAGGGGGAGACGGGGUCCGGCAAGACCACCCAGAUACCGCAGUACCUGGUGGAGGAGGGCUACACAGAGAAUGGAAUGAAGAUCGGCUGCACUCAGCCCAGGAGAGUGGCUGCUAUGAGCGUGGCUGCUCGCGUGGCACAGGAAAUGGGGGUCAAGCUGGGGAACGAGGUGGGGUACAGUAUCCGGUUUGAGGACUGCACCUCGGAGCGCACGGUUCUCAAGUACAUGACCGACGGCAUGCUGCUGAGAGAGUUCAUGACAGAGCCUGACCUGGCCAGCUACAGCGUGGUGGUUAUCGACGAGGCUCACGAGCGCACUCUGCACACAGACAUCCUGUUUGGUCUGAUCAAGGACAUCGCGCGCUUCCGGCCCGACCUCAAGGUGCUGAUCGCCAGCGCCACCCUCGACACGGAGCGCUUCUCUGCCUUCUUCGACGACGCGCCCGUCUUCAGGAUCCCGGGCCGCAGGUUCCCAGUGGACAUCUUCUACACCAAGGCUCCUGAAGCAGACUACCUGGAGGCCUGUGUCGUCUCAGUGCUGCAGAUCCACGUCACUCAGCCCCAGGGCGACGUGUUGGUCUUCCUCACUGGACAGGAGGAGAUUGAGGCGUGCUGUGAGCUGCUCCAGGAGCGAUGUCGGCGUCUGGGCUCCAAGAUCAGCGAGCUCCUGGUGCUGCCCAUCUACGCCAACCUGCCCUCUGACAUGCAGUCCAAGAUAUUCGAACCCACACCCCCUGGAGCCAGGAAAGUUGUCGUGGCGACGAACAUCGCCGAGACCUCCCUCACUAUCGACGGCAUCAUCUACGUUAUCGAUCCGGGCUUCUGCAAACAGAAAAGCUACAACGCCAGGACGGGCAUGGAGAGCCUGAUAGUCACACCCUGCUCCAGGGCCUCAGCCAAUCAGCGCGCGGGUCGUGCAGGGCGUGUGGCAGCAGGAAAGUGCUUCCGGCUCUACACAGCCUGGGCCUACAAGCACGAGAUGGAGGAGAGCACUGUGCCGGAGAUCCAGAGGACCAACCUGGGCAACGUGGUGCUGCUGCUCAAGAGCCUGGGUAUCAAUGAUCUGAUCCACUUUGACUUCAUGGACCCCCCUCCUCAUGAGACCCUAGUCCUGGCUCUGGAGCAGCUGUACGCCCUGGGAGCCCUCAAUCACCUAGGGGAGCUCACCAAGCUGGGACGCAGAAUGGCUGAGCUACCGGUCGACCCCAUGCUUUCCAAAAUGGUCCUGGCAUCCGAGCAGUAUCGGUGCUCUGAGGAGAUUCUGACCAUCGCUGCCAUGCUGUCGGUCAACAACUCCAUCUUCUACCGGCCCAAGGACAAGGUGGUCCACGCUGACAACGCACGCAUGAACUUCGUGGUGCCGGGCGGAGAUCACCUGGUGCUGCUCAAUGUCUAUACUCAGUGGGUGGAGAGCGGCUACUCCACUCAGUGGUGCUAUGAGAACUUCAUCCAGUUCCGCUCCAUGAAACGGGCCCGGGAUAUCCGGGAGCAGCUGGAGGGGCUGAUGGAGAGGAUCGAGAUCGAGCUGACCUCCAGCCCAGAGGACAUCAUCCCCAUCCGCAAGGCAGUCACAGCUGGUUUCUUUUACCACACGGCACGCCUCUCAAAGUCGGGGUACCGCACGGUGAAGCACCAGCAGACGGUGUACGUGCACCCCAACAGCUCUCUGUUUGAGGAGCAGCCACGCUGGAUCAUCUACCACGAGCUGGUCUUUACCACCAAGGAGUUCAUGAGACAGGUCAUUGAGAUCGACAGCGCCUGGCUGCUGGAAGUGGCUCCUCAUUAUUACAAGGCCAAAGAAUUGGAGGAUCCGUCUAGCAAGAAAAUGCCCAAGAAAGUGGGGAAGAGCAGAGAAGAACUGGGCUGAGAUCUCCUCCCAGCAGGGACUCCAAACAGCCUUUCACAGGGGCGGUAUUAACCAGGGCUUUGUACCACUCAAGAGGAACAACUUUAACGCUGCAGUCGUCACAAUCAAACCAGUUAGCCAGAUCCAUGUCCCUGGUUUACUGUUUGAGUUUCAGCCAUGGUACUGCUGCUGGCACCGUGCGCUGUUGCAGGGAUGGAAAUAAGACCCGAGGGAUCCAUUCAGUCAUUAAAGUAAUCUAACUGAAUAGUAUUACAGGGAUGGAAAUAAGACUCCCGUUGAUCCAUUCCUAGUUUUACUGACACACCUGAGCUUGUUCCCCAUACACUGGGGCUAAUCAGGCUCAUUGUAAGCCCUGGAAUGGGUGAAACACUGUGCAGUUCUUAUUUCCAUCCCUGUUAUGCCUGGUUGUACGGUUUGCAGUCCCCUUGUUCUGAUGUUUGCAGUCCUGUAGAAUACCUCGUGCUUCAGUUACUUGCUCCAGUCUGCGUUGUGGUGCUUGAGCCAGGAGCUGCUCUUCAUUUCUAGUUGCCUGCUAUAGAUCGAUCUAUCAUAGGCUAGAUCAGCCUUUAUAGAAGUAAGCGCCAUCUAGUGGUCUGCCAAUUUGGAAACAAGUUUCCUUAAGUAUUGCUGGUAAUACACUAGCUGUGCACUGGAGGGUGCUGGCGCUCACUAAUAUAAAGACACUGGCUGGUCCAGCCUAUGGUAGUCUAUGGCAGGCAACUAGAAUUGAAGAUUAGAGAUCCUGAUUUAAUACUAAUCUUGGAUUACCCAAUGUAAGGUAAGAUUAGUGCUAAUAGAGGUCUGUGAAACUAGCCGAUAGUCAGAACAACUCAACACAUCAAAACAUAAAGAAACACACAUUGUCAUUGGAGACCCACUCAAAACCAAUACAAAUACAAUUAGUAAGAGAACAUUAUAACAAUGCAUGUGACGCGGUUUUCUCUUAUGCAAGUUUCCUGAUUUUCUUUUAGAACGGUAUUGGUGGUUCUUCAUGCAUUGACAAGGCUUUGUUGUGGUUGCUACUACUGUGGUGUGUGCUGAGACUCGUAUUGUAAAGCUGAGGGAGGACACAUUAGUGAAUGGAUUUAUUUCAUACCUGCUGAUGAAUACCUGCUGAUGAAUACUUAAAGGCAAUUAGGAGUAUCAGCACAGCCCUAAUUGCUUCAGUAAACACAUGUAAGUUCAAGUACAGAUUGAUGGACUGUGAAUCAUCACUCAACACAAAUUAACACUGAAGGUAAACAUGUUCUAUCAGACUCGAGAUUGUAGAUUUCAAAUAACACAUUUGAACAAGCUAUGCAUCACAACUGCUGCUGCAGAGUCACUUCCAGUAGGACGUCGAUUUUAUCCGUUUAUACUUCUUGAAAAACAAGAAAAAACUUUAUUAAGAGAUAGACCCACCCACUUCUUUGUUGUUACAUUAUAGUUUCAUAUAAUAUUUAGUCGAUGUCUGGAGAUAAUUUCAGCAAAAAUAGAAAUCCGAAUUUCUGUAUGAUUUAAAAAUAUAUAAAUAUGAGGGAGUUCGACUUUAAAUCAGAGAAUAAAAAAGAAUAUUACCAAUAUAAUUACUGUUGAAUGCAAUUCAAUGGACAGAUGCAAACCAAGUAAGUUAUGCCCUCUGUGGUGUCUUGUAUAUAUUUAAAGGUUAAGUAUUUUUUUUUUUUAUUUAAAUUUUUUUACUUACUGUCGAACCCUCGUCAGCAGAACCAUCACCCAGAACGCAAAUCUGAAAAUGUUGUGUGUGUAUAUAUACAUUCUCUUUUCUUUUUUUAAUGUAAUAAACAGUUUCACACAAAACUAAA